GUUGUUAAGUUUCUGUUUGGGAUGUUUGUAUCAAAAUUAAGUGGUAGUAUAGUGAUAUUAGAAGACCUUCUAAAAUGAUAUUAGCCAACGGUUAAGAAGUCGGACACGUCUAGAAUGGAAGGCAGAAGGCCACCAACAGCACUCUACCGACCAAAAUCUAGAACAGACUCAAGUAGUGUUAGUGGAGGUAGGACGGAUAGCGGUCGGUUGCGUGGGGAUGGCGGCGGAGGAAGCAGCGACGAAGAUAUAAUGUCCAAGGAUCUUAGACAACGUCUUCAAGACGAAGCAUCUUUGUACAGAAAACGCUUGGACACUUACAAGCAAGCCCAACAGAAUCAAGCAGCACUCGUCAGUAGAUUGCAAGCCAAGGUACUACAAUAUAAAAAAAGAUGCGCCGACUUGGAAGCUCAAAUGUCUCAAAAUCCAGUAUAUGCAGACCAAUCAGUUUAUCCAGUAUCAACACACGUCCCAAGUUCUGCAGUGGAACAAGCUCAACAACAUUUACGGGAAGUGCGGGAAGAAAGGAUAAACGAUUUAGAUACAGCUCUACAACGUCUGCAAGAAGAACGCAGAAAAUCAGACAGAUUAAUGCAGCUCAACAUAUCGCUUAGAGAACAACUUGAAGAAUCUCAUAAUACGAAUGAGGCCUUGACUGCUGAUUUACAAAAACUAACUAAUGAUUGGGAAAACCUUCGAGAAGAAAUGUUGCUUAAAGAGGACGAAUGGAAAGAUGAAGAACAAGCUUUUAAUGAUUAUUAUAGCACAGAACACAACAGGUUAUUAAAUCUUUGGAAAGACGUAGUUGGUAUAAAAAGACUGUACAACGAAAUACAAACUAACACUGAAAGAGACAUCACGAAAAUUAAAUACGACGUUACUAGUAUAGGAAAAGAAAUGGUAAUGGCAUGCAGCAGAAUGGAUACAAAUUUGUUAACUGAAAAUAUAUUUGGAGGCAAGGAAAAACAUCAGUUGGAACAAGAAGCAGACGACUUGAAAUCUGAACUUCAAGCUUUGAAACUGCAGAUGGAAACUAAAAACAACGAAAUCCUGACGAAAGAUGACAAAAUUCAACAGUUGAAUAGAGAUUUAAACUUAUUGAAAGACAGAUGCGUAGAGGCCGAACACAAUUCUAGUCAAAUAAUGAAAAUGCAAGAAGAAAUCGACAUUCUUCAAGGAGCACUCAGGGAUAUCGCUCACGCUCUAAUACAAGACGCAGAAAAUAAAGAUAUGGAAUUGUUACAAUCGACACAUCUACAUCUCAGUACUGGCACUCCUCUACCUCAAAAAUCGCCGAAAAGAUCGGCUCGCAGUAUGACUUCUCCGGCAGCUUUUGCCGAGAGUACGAUUUCAGCUGUGCAAGCCGCUCUUCACAAGUACCAGUCAUUUAUUCAUGAACUACAGGUGAAACUCCAAUCGAAUAAGGAGCAACUUUUGUUAGUUCGUAAGCAAUACGAAAAUUCAGAGAACAACGUGGCAUCUUUAGAGAACCGUCUAAAAGACGUGGUGUCCCAAUUGGACGCCAGCCACGCUCAAUGUUCCCAACUGGCUCAAGACCGAGACCUGAUACAAAAAAAUCUCGAUGCUGUAAAAUCGGAAAAGAACCAAUUAGACAGAAAUCGAAUAGAAUGUAAUGUUCUCGUUGAAUCACUUCAUCAAGAUUACGACAGGCUGCAAAAAGCUAAUAACAAAUUACAAAAAGAAGUUGAUACGCUACAAGAUGAGAAGAUGUUUUUACAGACUGAGAUAGAUAGAUUGAAUCAGGAAGCUGAUAUAAGAGAGAUAAAUUUAAGAGGGGAAGAAGAUAGGUGCAGUAGAAUGCGCGAAGAAUUGCUAACCGUUAGAGAGGAAUUAAAUAAGUUGUAUUUAACACACGAUAUGCUGGAAGCUCAAAAAUUGGAAGCUGAUAAUCUUGUAGCUAACCUAGAAAAAUCGAAAGCCGAAUAUGAAAUGCAGCUCGAGAAAGUCUUGGGUGAAAGAACCGACGUUCAUGAUUCUUUAAUAAAGAAAGAAACCAUAGCAACAAAUCUUGAGCUAGAUAAGAAAAAACUUUUAGAAGACGUGAGAAAGCUAGAAGAAGAGAAGAAGACACUACAGCAUCAAUGUAAUGAUCAUCAAAGCGAUAUCCAAUCGCUUAGGAAAGAAUUGUUACAAGCUGAACAACAAAAAUUAGAUUUAGAAUCGGAUAAAGUGUCGAUAUCUGAAAAAUGUAAAUUUUUGGAAAUCGAAAAGGAAAAAAUUGAAAUGGAGUUGAAUCAAGUGACGAGAGAAAGGAAUGAACUGAGUAAUCAACUUAGUGUACUUGGGAGGAAGAGAGAUACACUUAAUGAGGAACUGGUUCGAUGUAGACAAAGAUUGGAACAAGCUAAUGAAACGAACGCUAGAGUCAACAGAACAUUGGAAGAUUUGGUUAAAGAAUGUGAAGAAAAACAGUGCACAAUUGAAGCGAUGGAGAAAGAAAUGAGUAGAACUCUAGAAUUGCUCGCAACAGCAAGAACCGAAAAGGAAACGUUAGAAGCCGUCCUCUUCGAUACUCAAACCAAUUUAGAAGCGUCCGAAGAUAAGAAAAAUCAGUUAGAAAAAGAUCAACAAGAUUUACUGAUACAAAAAGAAAAAUUGAAAGCCCAAGUCGCCAAACUAACCAAAGAUGUCGAAAGAUCAGAAAAGAAAUUUAUAGAGUUGAAGACCAGUAUGACGCACGCAGCGGGGAAUAAAGAAAUAGAAUUUAAACAAACUUUGGAUAAAUUGAAAGAACAAAACGAAGAUACGGUGAAAAAAUUGACGGAAGAAAGAGAGAAAAUAAGAACGUCGUUGGAAAAUAGGAUGCAGCAGUCGUUACACAAUCUGGCCAGCGAAAAAGACGCCGAGAUACAACAAUUGGUGGAAAGGUUGGAAAAUCUACAAAGUCAUGUGGAAAACUUGUGCCAACAACACGAAGAGUUAAUGUUGCGAGCGGAGAAUGAUAAACAACAGGCUUUGUUAAUUGCUCAUCACGAUCAUCAAGCCUUACACGACAGACUCGAAGCUACGAGAAGGGAACUGGAAGAUGAACGCGACUCGUCCGAACGCCUAAAAAGGGAAGCUAACAGCCGUUUCGAACAAGACCGAACUAAUAUAAACAAACUAAAAGAAGAACUAAGUAAGUACAAGAAUAAAUUAGAAGAAGCCAAAGCUAGGACCGAAGAAGAAAUUAAUAAAUUAGAACAAAGAAUCGAAGAGAUCAGAACGGAGAGAGAUAGUUAUCAGAGUGAAGCGGAAAACUAUAAGAUUCAGUUACAAUUGUGUGAAAACAAAUCGGAAAGCAUCAGUAACCAAUUACAUGAAACUAUCAGGAAGCUUAAAGAAGUUGAAAAUAAUUCGGAAUCGCUGAGAAAAGAAUUAACCGACGUCAGAAGAUUAUUAGCAGACGGUAAUUUCGAAAAAGAAAAAUAUCAUAAUACGAAUAGAGAACUGCGAGAUCACAUCAAAAAAACGGAGAGUGAAAAAAGAGAACAAGCCAGGCAGCUCGAGGAUGCUUAUAAGAACAUUGCAAAUUUGGAAGAUAUUAAAUUGGGUUUAGAAAACGAGAGAAACCGCUUACAGAACCAGAUAAGAAAUCUGGAGACUGAACAGCUACAAAUCGAACAUAAGGUCCAGGGACUUCAGGAGGAGCUGCAACGUUGCCAAGCGUCAAACAGUCAGCAACAAACAGAAGAAAAAGAGUUGCAAGCCAGGUUGUUGAAUGAAGUCGAAGAAAGAGAGAGGGCGCACCAAGAAGUACAUCAAUGUAGAAAACAAAUUUCAGAAUUAGAAAGGAGUUUAGAACACACGCGUCUUGAAUUGAAUAAAACGAGAUCACAUAGUAGUCAGUUGGAAGAACAAUGGCACGCUAGAGAACAGGAUCUUUUAGUGCAUUUGGAAGACAGUAAAUCGAAGGAAAAACGAUUAGAAGAUCAAAAACAUAAUUUAGAAGUUUGUUUGGUAGAUGCUACUCAACAAAUUCAAGAAUUGAAGGCUAAAUUAGGCGGUGCCGAAGGUAGAGUUAGGUCAUUGGAAAAUCAGCUUGUUCAUUUGGAUUCAGCAAAAAGAGAUGUCGAACAGAAACUGAGUAGUAUUAUAUCUACACUUCGAAGAAUAGCUGGUAUACAGUUAGAUGGAUCCGUUAAUAUACCUUACAGGCUUUUGAGUCCGUCGAGAAGAUGGAGCCCGGCUAGAUCAUACGAUGAUGGUAGAGACGGAACAAUUGAUAUUGAUCCUGAAGUAGUUCGAAAAGGAGUGAGAAAUUUAAUGCAACAAGUAGCGCAAAUUGAACGAGAAAGAGAUGACUACAAGACACAAGUACAAAUCACUAAAAAGCAACUUCAAGAAGCUCAGGAAGGCAUGAGUAAAGGCGAUAACAAAUUAACUAAAGUAUUACAAAGUGUUCGAGCUUUGCAAGAAGAAAAAAGUAGUUUAGAAGCCAAAUUGGGACAAAAAAAUACCGAACUUCAAUCGCAGAAUCAAGCUCUUCAAAAGAAGUCCGAAGAAGCUAAAGCGAUGCGAGAGAAAUUAGUCAACUUAGAACUUAGUCUGAGAAGUGGCAAUGAACAAAAAUUACAAUAUGAGGAUAAAAUAGAAAAAAUGAAAGCUGCAUUAGAUAGACUAGAAGCAGAAAAACGAGGACUACAAGAAGAAUUGAAUAGAACAGAAAAUAGAUCAACUAAAUUGGAACUACAAAGAAUGUCCGCAGAAGGAGAUCUACAAAGGUUACAAAUGAUGUUACAAGAAAAGGAUACAAAUAUUCAGAAACUUCAAGAGAAAUGUGAUCGUCAAAGUCGUACAAUCGCUAGUUUAGAAGAAAGAUGCGUUUCACUAAAAUCAACGAUUGAUCAAAUGACUUUAUCGUUAGAGAAAGUUUCAGUUAGUGAAUCAGAAUUAAAAUCUGAACUUCAAAGUUUACAGAAAGCUUUAAUGGAAGCUACUUCGGCGUCGCAAGCCGGUGCUGAACGACUGAAACAGUUGCAAAAACAACUGGCCAACAGUGAAAACGAACGUCGGGUAAUCACAGAACGUUUUGAAUCUAUUCAACAAAACCUGGCGGAGAUGCGUAGAAACAACCAAGUUUUACAAGAUCAAGUAUCCAGAUUAAAUAACGAAUUAGCUAAUAACGAGGUCCAAAGAUCUGGAUUAGAAUCUCAGUUGAGGCUCGCUCAAUGGCCCACAGAAACCGGAGUGUGUUCUCAUCACGAAGAAGAAUUAAAAAAUCAGUUGCAUGCAUUACAAAGGGAGAGGAACGAUCUGAGAACUAAAAUUGAAUCACUCAAUAAUAAGGUUCGACAACUGGAGACCGAGAAUCGUUCUUUAGAAAGACAAGCUACGAAAGGAGCAACAACCAUACGCAGUAAAUCUUAUGAGCGAGAUCGACCCGAAAAGUACGAAUCAGAAUCGAUGGUAAGUGAAAAUAGAGAUCUGAGACUCAGAAUAUCACAACUGGAAGCCGAGCUAUCGGAAAAAGAAGCAGAAAUUAAUCGAUUGAGGAAUCAAAGACAAACUACUUUAGAUUCUAAAUUCGAUAGAGCCGAAAUUGAGAGAUAUAGAGCGGCACAACUUCAAGCAGAAAGACUUUUAGAAGCCAGAGAACAGAGUCAUCGACAACAAGUUGCUAGACUAGAAAAUCAGAUAACUCUUCUACGCGAUCAACUCAAUCAAGAAAUCAAACGACGACAACAGUACGUCAUGAGAAGCAGCAAAGCGGGUAGGGAAAUGCAACAAUUGCGGCAGGCUUUAGGGGAUUCUUUGCGAACGGUGUCGCAAGAUCCUUCUCUCGACGCUCUUCUAUUAGAGCACGAGGCGAGAAAAUUAGAUAACACUUUAUCGAACACUGCCAGUCUGCCUCCAGCAUUAGGUUUACCGUCUUCCUCGUAUAGAAGGUCGACUACACCACAACCAAAGUAGGGAAUAAAGUAGGUUUAUAGAGAUUGGUAAAAUUUUGAUUAGUCAUUUACAUAAUUAAUUUAAUAAUUAUUAAAUAAACCUAAUUGUUAAUUAACAAGUAGCGGUAUCACUGCACGAAGAAAGAAAGAAAAAUAAUUGGGGUAUUUGCCAGUGGUGCAAAAUAAAUUUAUACUUGUGGUGUAUCUUCUGGGAUCAUGGGACUCUCAAAAAUGAAUUACUGGGACAACCUUCAGAGGCUGAGACAGACAAAGACUCUGCUGGGGUACUAUAUCUGCUGAAGAACAACCUACGAAUACUAACAGGUAUCCUAUCAGGGCAUUGUCACCUCAAUGGACACCUAAAGACAGUAGACUAAGCAGAUAACGCAGUGUGCAAAUGAAACCUCUAUCAACAUUCUCUCGAAGUAUGAGACACUACGUAACUCCCGAGCACUACACCUGGAAGCGUAUGAGAAAUAGAUUAUGAAGAUAUCUGGCAGCUACAGCCAUUCCACAUUCUGAACUUUCUAAGAGAAAUGGGAUUACCAAAUCAGAAAAGGGAAUACGGGACACACAUGCUAAAAACAUAUAGCAAUUUAUAACUACAUCAAAAUGAUCAAUUGAAGUUAUUGUCGAUAAAGUCCCCUGGUUAUCUUCGAGCAAGUUGUAACCACUUUGUUCGUUCCCUUAUUGCUGUAAGCACGUGAAUUAUGGAGGGUAGAGAGAAGGAUGAGUAUCUCAUAUGAAAGAAAACUUGAAAAAGUAUAUACAAUAAAUAAAAAUUCAAAAACCUUCAAGAAUGGCGCUCGUCUAUCAGUUGUAGAUAAAUUGAAGUAUGCAGACUUGGAAAAUUCAAUAUAAUAGUUCAUUAUUGAAGAUUUCAAUAACUUCAAUAACAAAAGUGUGAUUUGUCUAGGUCGCAAUUAAUAUUUGGCGCUUCCUCUGAUGCUAAUAUGGUGCUACCCAUUUUGACUGAUACUCUUCACAUAUAUAGUUCUCCUUCUCACUACCAUCGUUAUCGCGAAUAAAUAGUUUUUCAGGUGAUUUUACAAAGUAUUAGUACGCUGAGGCACUAAACACCACCUUAAAAGACAUUUUAUAACAGAAAAACUUAUAAACACUAAACAAUGACGUCAACUGCUUAUAAGCUUACUAUGUACUGACGUCAGCUCACUGCCAUAUUGGUAAUGACCAUUUCAGCGGGAAGUUCAAACCGAAAAUUGAAAAAACUUGAUUUGAAAUCUAAUGAUAAUAUAAAGAAACCUCUAUAUAUACUCGAAAUGACUAACUGCUCCGAACCGGAUGAAGAAUUUGUUAUAUUGGUGUUUUAUUGGAUUUGUUUGAAAAAAAAAAUUACUUCAACAUGAUUCACAGUGACCCACCGUUGAUAAAUAACGGUAUGAAAGUUGGAAUGUGAUAUCAGAUCUUGAAUGAUUUUAUUUAUAUUGAUAUUAACUUAUCACAAAAUUCCUUCAACAUACAAUAGUAAUUUUUUUACUCGUGAAUCUCGACAUUUUUUCGAUGCUCUUGGUUGUGAGUCAAUUUAAAACUGUGCCUCGGCGUAUUUAUCGUGUCUCACAUGCUCUAUACGCGCUUCACUUUGCGCUUUGCAUGAUAUUCAAUACUUUGAAAUCAAAUUCGUCAAGAUGAACGUUUAAAUUUGACGAAAUUCAGACUCAAUACAACAAGAAAAGUUUCAUAUUUCGAGGUUAUAUUUUUGACGUCACUACGUGCUCUAAUUGUUUUGUUAACUUUACAGUGUCAGCUCAAUAUUUUUGUAUUUUCUCGUUACAUUUUUUUGUUUAUACAAACUUUAAAUUAUGUAUUGUAACUUUUAAAUAAUUAAGUUGAGGCAAUUUUAUGUUUUAUUUAUUAAUAAGCAUGUACUGAUGUUUCAUUAGUACAAAUUAUAUGUCUUCAGGAACAUAACCUAGCGAUACAGCAGUCCCUAAAUUAGUUAGUUCUCAUUGUAAUAAAGAUAAAAGCAAUGGAAGUUUAUGCAACUUUGCAAUUAAAUUUUGACGUUUUUGUGAAAUUUAAUGAACUCUCAUUAUUUUGGAAAAACCAAUCUGUUUUUCCUGAAUACUCCACUAAUAUUUCAUAAUAAUUUACUUUGAAAUAAUAAUAACUUUGUCGUAAUGACGAAUUUUAAAUUGUACCAUCUCUAUAGGAAUGAAUUUUUCUUUAUACAUUUGUAUUUAAAUUAUUUUCAGUUUUACUCAGUUUCGUGUGAUUUCUCAAUAAUUAAGUAGAAGUGCACCAAAGACUAUUUAUUUCAUUCAGCCUUAUUUAUUUGAUUCUCAUUUAUUACCAUCAGCAGCAUUUAUUAUCAUCACUCUUUUCACUGCCAUUUUAUAUAGUCCUACUUUUAUUCAAAUAAAUAAAAUAAUAUUAAUGGUAAAUAUCAUUGUCAUUACCAUUUCACUUAGUUGAUUGUGUUAAAGUAUGUAAUUUCAUUUUAUAUUUUACAAGUAUACUUAUUGUACUCCGUCCAUUUUUUAUAAAUUAGUCUAGAUAAAUUAUUGUGCUUCAAAUAAAUAAUUUGAAAAAAA
Diorhabda sublineata is the source of this 8440-nucleotide messenger RNA. It is a transcript of the gene Root, whose product is annotated as rootletin. The transcript is spliced from 28 exons. Lineage: Eukaryota; Metazoa; Arthropoda; Insecta; Coleoptera; Chrysomelidae. The record is from RefSeq and is a predicted model, not a curated record. The coding region runs from base 115 to 5910 and encodes 1931 amino acids.